GUCGCAGACACACGUUGCAGCAGCCUGAACAAUGAAAAUUUUAAUAAUAAGUUUUGCUUCAUGUCUUCUAUUGAUAUUGCCCAAUUAUUACCACGUGACCGAGGGCCAGAACGUCCUUUUGCCAACAGCAUUCUAUAAGACCACUGUAUUCGAAAAGAUAAAUCGCGGUGGAUAUAACAUCACUGAUUGUUUAAAAGAACUCCUCAAUUGUUGGGAAUUUAUAAAACCAGACAUAAUUUGUAUUAAGAACAAAUACGAACAAUAUAAAACGACCGCUUGCGAGGUGCUCAAGGAAACUUGUGACGACUACACAGGACUAAUUGAAGACAAUUUUGGAACACGUCUAACGAUGUUCGAAACGACAUGCUUGUUUGAUUAUCAAUCAGAAUAUACUAAGUAAAAAUGUCUAUGACCAAGAACAUUCAGAAUUCAAAUGUAUGUAUAACAACAUAACACCACAAUCUUUUGUGUUAAUAUCUUAUUUUCUUUUUUUUACUUAAUUAUUUUUUUGUAUAUAAAUCAAUUGGUAUGAAAUAAAUAGCAGAUCAGCUUUUUUAUUGGCUUUUUUUCGGAAUCCGCAUUAAAAACAUGGAGCAGAGCUUACCACUGCAUUCCAGUAAUUUAGGAAUUUUU
Spodoptera litura is the source of this 633-nucleotide messenger RNA. RefSeq lists its product as uncharacterized. NCBI's taxonomy places the organism in Eukaryota, Metazoa, Arthropoda, Insecta, Lepidoptera, Noctuidae. The record is from RefSeq and is a predicted model, not a curated record.